Molecule: messenger RNA, 1493 nt
Organism: Rhagoletis zephyria (snowberry fruit fly)
Lineage: Eukaryota; Metazoa; Arthropoda; Insecta; Diptera; Tephritidae
Product: putative nuclease HARBI1
Source: RefSeq, a predicted model, not a curated record
UUACUGAGCUGUUGCGCCUUCUGAACGUGCCCAAUACUACCUUCUAAAAAAUCAAAUUUGACACCCGGUCGUGUUACCUUUGUAAUUAGAGUCCCUAUUACGGUUUACAACUCAACUCAGUUGAAUUGAAAUUGAAACAACUCAACUUUAAAACAACUUAACUCUUUUUUGGCAUUACGAAUUACAACUCACUUCAGUUGAAGUUGUAUUGAUGUUGCCAACCUAAAAAAGCGACGAUUUGACAGAUAAUUAAACAGCUGAUGAUUUUGUGGCGAAAAUUAAAACAAUAUACUUUACUUAAGGUUUACGAGUGUUUUUUUUUUCAAAUAAAAAGUAAAAUGGACAUAAGCGUUGAUUUAUUUUACAACGAUGAAAAUGUUGGUCCCAAAACUGAUGUGCUGCGCAUACGGAAAAGGCUUCGUGAUCACUCGAAUCCUUUGCAACUUCCAAGCACCAAGUAAGAAAAAUUGUAGCGACAAUUGAAUGGCAUUUUAAUAAUGUUUUUUUGCAGAUUCAUAAGCUACUUUCGUUUAAAUAAGGAAGCAUUUGUCUUUUUGCUAAACGAGAUGGAUGAACAUUUCCAGAAACGUGUGCGAGGAACGGCUGUACCUCCCAUAUUGAAAUUAUGUGCAACUCUCAGGUUCCUUGCUGACGGCAGUUAUCAAAAGUGCAGUGGAAAUGAUUUUAAUGUUGGACUGGCGCAACCUACAAUAUCUGUAGUUAUUAAGGAGGUUUUAAAUAUAAUUGAGCAGCAUAUUUGUGGAAAAUGGAUUACAACCCAAAUGACUGAAGAGGAGCAAAACGCGUCAAAAAUUGCAUUCUAUUCAAAAAGCGGAUUCCCCGGAGUAGUGGGUUGUAUCGAUGGGACUCACGUUCGCAUCAUUUCACCAAAAAAAGAAAUGCAACAUCUUUAUCUAAACAGGAAAGGCUACUACAGUUUAAACGUCAUGAUUCUUUGCGAUUACAAAAUGGCUAUCCGGUAUGUGGAUGCUAGGCACGCGGGCGCAAAUCACGAUUCCUUUGUUUUUAACGUAAGCGAUUUGAAAGAGCAUCUGCAGAGAAACAUACAGAGUAAUUCCUGGAUUUUAGGCGACGCUGGUUACCCUCUACAAACUUUUUUAAUGACUCCUUUCCGCAUGGCAGAAGCUGGUUCACCACAAGCUCGCUACAAUACAAUACACUCUAAGGCUCGAAAUAUUGUAGAACGGACGAUUGGAAUAUUGAAAAGCCGAUUUCGUUGUCUUUUAUCUGUGCGUGGCUUACAUUAUUCACCAGCAAAAUCUACACAAAUUGUGAACGCUUGCUGCGCUUUGCAUAAUAUUUGUCAACACUUUCGCGUGGAACUUUCUGAAGAAAUUGCAACCGCUUCAAGUACGGAAAUAAGCAAUGAAAACCUGAACAUUGAAACAGAAGACGAGGAUGCCGCCAGAAGAAUUCGCAAUAAUAUUUUGUUAUCCAUUUAAUAGAAAUAAAAAACUCUAACUCACAUUUAA